Molecule: messenger RNA, 786 nt
Organism: Colletotrichum karsti
Lineage: Eukaryota; Fungi; Ascomycota; Sordariomycetes; Glomerellales; Glomerellaceae
Product: bromodomain associated protein
Exons: 2
Coding region: 1-786 (261 amino acids)
Molecular function (GO): protein heterodimerization activity
Source: RefSeq, a predicted model, not a curated record
AUGACGCCCCCGCCGCUCCUCUUUCACGCCCUCCUCCGCCCCGCGGUUCUCCAGAUCCUGCGCGCAACAGGCUACCACGCAGCGCGUCCCGUCGUACUCGACUCCCUGACAGAACUGGCGGCCAAAUACAUGUUAGCGCUAUGCCAGGCGACGGCACGCCACGCCGCGGAUAACAACCCGGAGGGCGAUGCGCCGGGCAUCGUGGACGUCCGCAUGGCACUGCAGGAGCUCGGCGCCGUACCGCCGGACGAUGUCAGCGCCGAGGGGAGAGGCUCUAUACUGGGGGAGAUAUUCGACGAUGUAAUGGACGGGGCCGGAGCCGCGCCGGCUGAGAACGGCGAUCUUGCGAUGGCGAAUGCUGGGGUCGUGGUGGAGAGGCCGCGCGAGAGGGAAUGCUCCGAGGAUGUGAGGGGUGUGGAGGAGUUUAUCAAAUGGUUUUCCGGGCCGAGGAAUAAGACUAUUCGCGAGGCGGCGGUCGGCGAUGGGGAGCUUGAGCUUGGGGAUUACCUUAACGUCUUGAAGAAGAAACACAGCAAAACGGGCGAGGACUCCAAGUACCACGGCACGAUCAUCGGCAAGGGUAACGAUGUGGGCGAGGUCCAGGUCGAGGGCGGCGACUUGCCGUCGAUCCAUACUUGGCGGGCCAAGAUGUGCGGGCCAUCACCGACGAACGCCCUGUCCGCAACAUCCCCGAACAUCAAGGAGGAGUCGAGACCGCCGAGCUCGGGGCUGAGUUCUGUGGGAGACAGGCUGGGAGACGACCGCGACAGUAUGGAUUUGUCAUAG